AUGGAGUUGCCUUGCAGUCAGCGGUCCGAUUUGAGUGCUGAAUCCAAGCACGCCGAGCAUCCCUCCCUCCUCUUCCGUUGCAAUCACCAGGAGAAGGACGGCAAGCCUUGUGAGCAGCCGCUGGACAAAGGAUGGGUUACAGCCUGCUCCCACCUGUUCUGCAAUGAGCAUGCGCGCAGAUGGUUUGCGAGCCAUGACUCCUGCCCGGUGUGCGGCACCAACCCGGUGAAGCUGGUGCGCAUGGAUCUGUCUCGUGCCUCCCUGCGACGGCGUGGGAAGAGCUGCCUCGUGGGCAUGUCUCCGCCGGAGGUACUCCGAGCCCUCGAGGUCUCGCUUUCCUUUUGGACAGACCAGCAGCUGCUACGCUUUCAGCAAGAAGGACAACGCCGCGCUCAGGAAGUGGAAUGUCUCGCAUGCAUCGAGCGCACGGGCAAAGCUCGUUUGAUGGAGGCUGAGGAGCUAUGCAACGAAUUGGAGAAAAAGAAUGAUUGCAUGGAGAAUAAACUGGCAGAAACUCUCAGAGAGGUGUCAGAGCUCAAUGAUGAACUGAGCAGGAUUUCGGAGCCUGCGCACCAGGCAAGCAGAGUGGGACAGCUUCAGCCAGAGCGAGCAACGACUGACCAAAACCAGAGCGAACUGGGCUUCGACAAUCCGAUGCCAGUCCGACAAUGCCGUUUCCGCGAGAUUGAGAUUGGUACAGCAAGGCCACGCAUCAAUUCGCCCGGUGGAUCCCCACCUCGACGUUUGCAUAUUCCCAGGCUGUUGGGCACAGCUUCUAAAAGGCAGCGCCUGGGCAAGCUUUAG
This is a messenger RNA of Symbiodinium sp. CCMP2456, 804 nucleotides long. The record is from the annotation of a GenBank genome assembly. Lineage: Eukaryota; Dinophyceae; Suessiales; Symbiodiniaceae.